This is a messenger RNA of Aspergillus puulaauensis, 642 nucleotides long. RefSeq lists its product as uncharacterized. The record is from RefSeq and is a predicted model, not a curated record. The transcript is spliced from 2 exons. NCBI's taxonomy places the organism in Eukaryota, Fungi, Ascomycota, Eurotiomycetes, Eurotiales, Aspergillaceae. Bases 1 to 642 code for a protein of 213 amino acids.
AUGGAACCAGACGCCGUCCUCAACCUCUGGAGGGAACUGGUGGAAGUGAUCGAGAGCCAAUUGACAUUUCUGGUGACGGAAUCAGCAUACAGGUGCCAGCUAAUUUGGGCUCCAACAUACCCCGCCCUGACUAUUGCGUUUAUCACAACGUUCGCCAUUAGGGUAGCGCGGUGGCAUCCUACGCUGAUCAACCGACGCCUAGUCCUGCAACGUGUCCGGCAGAUCCUCGAAUACCUCAAACAGCCGCCCUACCCGGACAUUCACAGAACAGUCCAGAUAUUCGUCAACUAUGCUGGAGCGCUUCUCACGGAACAGGAUUUAUGUAACAACGACAGCAGUAACCCGCAGCACGGUGCUGCAGCGCCGUUGAGGACCCCAGAGAUUGAUAGCGCAUCCACAUCGGACUUCAACCAGACAGGCGCUGGACCCUCUUCUGAGAACCCGAUGCUCCGGGUGGAGAAGGAGGCCGAUCUGACCGCUUCUUCAGCUGCAGAGCCUAGGCCUGAGCCUGUCCUGCCCAGACUUCUGGGCUACGAUAUCCCGAACUGGAACCUGACGGCGCCGAUAGCCGAUUCGUUCGACCUGUUCGAGGAAGGCCAGACAGACAUCUUUGACUUUCUGCCUGACCUGUGCCGGACUUGA